This is a messenger RNA of Hypoxylon fragiforme, 1969 nucleotides long. RefSeq names its product glycoside hydrolase family 16 protein. The coding region runs from base 319 to 1476 and encodes 385 amino acids. Gene Ontology annotation, cellular component: fungal-type cell wall. Gene Ontology annotation, biological process: carbohydrate metabolic process; fungal-type cell wall organization. Gene Ontology annotation, molecular function: hydrolase activity, hydrolyzing O-glycosyl compounds; glycosyltransferase activity. The transcript has 2 exons. The record is from RefSeq and is a predicted model, not a curated record. Lineage: Eukaryota; Fungi; Ascomycota; Sordariomycetes; Xylariales; Hypoxylaceae.
GUUACUUGGUCGUUGGCUUGUAAAUAAAACCACAGCGGCUCCCUCUUCCCUGCAAACAAACCCCUUCUUUCACCUUUAUUCCCACACCUUCGUUUACCACAUACACGCAUUCCUCUGCUGAAAACUGUUUCUCUUACGUAUACAAGCGUAGGCUGACCUCCUUCGUUUUUACUCGCAACAGUUUCUGUCUCUCGUUAACGCAGAACUCUUAAUUGAAUCUUCUUUAAUAACCCCCACCCGCACCCUCCUGCUCAAAUAUACAAACUUGAGCUUUCCUUUUAGCCAUCUGUUUUUGUCGCUACGUAACACCAAACAAAAAUGUUCUCCAGACUUCUAUCUACCACCGCGGUGGUCCUGGCUGCCAGCCGGAUGGUCUCUGCUCAGACCCACACUGACUGCAAUCCUAUGGAGAAGAGCUGCCCUGCCGACCCUGCUUUUGGCAAGACUGUCACCAUCGAUUUCACCAAGGGCGAGAGCGAUCAUUUCAAGAUCGCCGACGGCACCACCCUCACCUACGACGGCGAAGGUGCCGUUUUCACUAUCAACAAGGAGACAGAUGCCCCUACCAUCACUAGCAAGGAGUACAUCUUCUUCGGAAAGGUUGACGUAGAGCUUCAGGCUGCGCCCGGUGUUGGUGUGGUUACCAGCUUCGUGCUACAAUCUGAUGACUUGGAUGAGAUUGAUUGGGAGUGGCUUGGUGGUGACAAGGCUCAGGUGCAGACCAACUACUUCGGCAAGGGAGACACGACUACCUACGACCGAGGUGCCUAUCACCAGGUUGCCAACCCUCAGGACCAGGUGUACAAGUACACCAUUGAGUGGACUAAGGACUACGUCCACUGGUCGAUCAACGAUAAGCUCGUCCGUGAGCUGAAGUAUGCCGACGCUCAGGGCGGUACCCGAUUCCCCCAGACCCCCAUGCAAGUCAAGCUCGGUACUUGGGUUGCCGGUGGCUCCAAAUCUGCCGAAGGAACCCGAGAAUGGGCUGGAGGUUACACCGACUUCAGCCAGGCUCCCUUCAUCGCUCACUACAAGUCUCUCACCAUCGCCGACUACAGCAACGGUGUCAAGAACGCCGAGGAGUACGUCUGGGCUGAAGGAUCUGACGGUUCCUAUGGUAGCAUCAAGGUCGUCACUGACGAUGACUCCGACGACGAUGAGACCACUAGCAGCUCCGCUUCCAGCACUGCUAAGUCUACCAAGACUGCUUCUUCGGAUGCUACCUCUGCGACUAAGAGCUCGGACAGCUCCAAGACUACCCUAUCUACUGCUACGUCCACCAACUCUGCUUCCGGCUCUGCCUCUGCCAGCUCUGGCGCCUCUGCGACCGCUGCCCCCACUGGAAACGAGGACACCGCAGCCUCAGCUAGCACCAGUGCCGGUGCUUCUGAGACCAGCGCCCCCGUCCAGACCGGUGGUGCUUUCAAGGUCGGCUUCAGCGGUGCUGCCAUUCUCUUGGCCGCUCUCAUGCUAUAAAGCUAUGAAAUCAGUUGCAUGUGUUAUAUGAGUUAGUGUCAUUUUUUCAGCAUUGGCGAAUCGGUAAUCUGUGGUUUCCACUUCGAUGAACCUACUAUUCACUUCUUCUUGAUCAUCCUUUGCACAUAAAUCAAACCAGACACUUAUCGUCCGUCCGUACAGAGGACGCUAAGUAUGUCGAAUUUACCCCUUUAUAUCUAUAAUACUGCUUUUAAUUACGGUUCACGUGGAUUCCCCGGUUACGCUUGAGGCUUGAUGUCCAACUGCCUACCAACCUUGAUGAUAGUCCGGCGAGCGGGAUGGGUCAGUUACCGGAACGAUUAAUUGCAUGUACAGGGAGUGGGAGGAGAAGUUAAGGAGAACGUUGGAGCAUGAGUGACAUAUAUACAUAAGGAUCGUGAGGGAGAUCUUGUAAGCUUUUGUGGCUUCGCCAUCCAAUGCAUGAUACCAAAAGGUAGAGAAAAUUUACAGUUUUGCGGUUUUUUUUUACAAU